GAGUGAUGCAAUUUCCUUUUUCGGCAAUGGUGUCAGUAGCUUAAUGCUCAGACAAAAGAGUAUAAAUGCUUUCAACGUCUUGAGUUUCUAGGCACCAUUAUUCACAACACACAACAAAUCAAAUCAACAAUCAAAACAUGGGUAUCUUUGGAAGAAAAGUUCACAACGAAUCUAAUGCUGAGGUCCACAAGGAUGCUCACAACCACCACGGUCUAAGAGAUGUUGUUGCCGCCGGAGGUGUCGACUACGCUCUUCGCCAUCACGAAAAGUCAGAGGAUAAGAAGCACCCCGAAAAGACCCACGAUCACAAGGCUCGUGAUGCUGCUCUUGCUGGUGGUGUUGGUCUUGGACUUCAUGAACAUGACAAGCACAAGCGUGAAGCCGCUAUCAAGGAAGAAGAGGCUCGCCACAGCAGAGCUGCUGCUGCCGCCACUGCACCUGGCCAUCACACUCAUGCCAAUAACGCUGCUGUUCCCGCCACUGCUGCUGCAGGUACUGCUGCCGCUGGUCACGGAGCUUAUGGCGCCAACGGUGUCAACGGUGUCAACGGUGCCACUCCCAGCAACUCUCAUGCCAGAUCACUCAAGACCAAGGGAAAGAUGGACUCUUUCUUCGGUGGCAUGUUCUGCAGCCACAGCAUGAAGAUGAGAGGUAUCGAGAGACAACAAGCCGCUAACCGAGAAUACAAGCAAGUUGCCCAUUUGAGAGAAGCUGACCGUCUCCAUGCACAAGCUAAUGCCCACGCUCGUGCUGCUGGCGUUGCAUAAAUGUAAAACGAAUCCCUAUCGUACAAAAAAAACAAACCCCCCCACUACUAUUGUAUGCAAUAUGCUUUGUAACAUAUUAUCACACUCAACUCUGUAUAUGAUCUAAUUCAUCUUUAUGUGUAAUCAAUAAAUUCAAAAAUAUCUAACCCAGGAA
Molecule: messenger RNA, 921 nt
Organism: Umbelopsis ramanniana AG
Lineage: Eukaryota; Fungi; Mucoromycota; Umbelopsidomycetes; Umbelopsidales; Umbelopsidaceae
Exons: 2
Coding region: 138-767 (209 amino acids)
Source: RefSeq, a predicted model, not a curated record